Tetrahymena thermophila SB210 is the source of this 2661-nucleotide messenger RNA. RefSeq lists its product as hypothetical. Lineage: Eukaryota; Ciliophora; Oligohymenophorea; Hymenostomatida; Tetrahymenidae. The record is from RefSeq and is a predicted model, not a curated record. The transcript is spliced from 2 exons.
AAAAAUUUAAUUGUUAAUUUUCUGAUUAGUAAUAAAAAUAUUUCUAGCAAUAUUAGCAAGCAUUUCUUCUACUUAUAAUUAACAAAUUUAUUAGUUUUUGUAAAAUAAAUAUUUAAGGCAGUAAUGAAUAAAAUAAAAAAUGCAUAAUAAACUCAUUAAUAAGAACUCCCUAAAUAAUUUAAAGAAAGUAAAGUGGCUAAGGAUGAUAAAAAAUUCUAAAAAUUUAUAAAAUGGGUGAAAAAAAAUAGAAGAAAAGCUGAGAGGUUUAAUGAUAAGAUAAAAAAAUAAUAAAUUUUGAUGGAAAAUCAAAAUUACAGUUUUGAAUUAUUAAAUAAAAAGGCAUAGCUGCAACAUCAGCAAUAAGAUUAAGCGAAAGUAGAUAAAAUAAAUAAUUUUAAUUUACUUAGUCCAGCUUAAAGAUCUAGAAAAAAUUCAGCUUAUUAAGAUAUUAACAGUAUUAAAUAACUCCAUUUACUAUAGCCUGAUUAAAUUAGAAAAGAAUCACAGUUAAUAUAAAGCCCACAACUAAAGGAUUAGAAUCAAAAAAAAAUAUCUUAGGAGAAUUUAGUGUUAGAAAAUGAUGUUGCUUUACAACAAAAGACAUCUUCUUCUAACAAUUAGAACGAGUUACUUUAAAAGAAGAAAGAAAAAGAUUAUAAUGACUUUAAGCUUCAAAUUAGAAGAGAAAUGAUGGUAGAUGAUUCAAUAGGAGGUAAGCUAUCCUAUAAGCUUAUGCUGAAGAUGGAAUAGUUUUUUGAAAGACAUUAAUUAAAAAAUCCAAAAGAAAAAGAAAAAAUUAUUAAUCAUCUCCAUUAUGAAAAAGAUGCAAGUACUCUUUAGAAACCCAUAAUUGAAUAAGAAGGAGCCUAUAAAGAUGACAAAGAUUUUAUUAGACGAGACUCAUACUGGGCAAAUUUAUUUUAAGCUGAAAACAAUAACUACGCACUUAGAGCACCUGAUUAGUUUUAAUAUGUUAAUGAAAAUGAUUUAUAUUUUCCUUUAAAUCAACAAAAAAUAGAUAUUUACAUAUCAGAAACCAUUUAAGAUAAAAUAAACAAAAUAAAUUCAUUUAGAUUUCAAGAUAAAAUCAAUAAAAGUAAAUAAAUUAUAUAAAAUAGAGAACAGAUAAGAAAGCAGCUGUAGAAGGAAAAAGAAUAAAAAGAAUUAGAAUAGAAAUAAGAAGAAGAACUUAUGCUUGAUAUUAUGAAAAAACAGUAACUGAAAAAGGAACAAUAGUAGCUAUUUGAUCAACAAAUAGAAGAAUAAUAAAAUCCAAAAUAGCAGAUUCAUUUAAGCUAAGCAUACUCAAUUAAUGAAGGAAAAAAUACAAAAGAAUUAUAUUCAAUAAAUUUACUUAACACUACAGCAACUUAGGAAACUCGUAACUCUCAAACAAUAAAUUCUUAAUCUAAUUUUUUAGAUGCACAUUAAUCAAAACGUAACUAUACACUUGGUAUUGACAACAUAGAAUUUGAAAAAAUCUGUAAUUUUGAAGAGCUUAAAUAAAAAAAGAGUGCCAUAAAUAAGCUAUACGAAAAACUUUUUCCUUAAUAAAAUUAGCAAAUCUAAAAUGAAAAAAAUAACAAAAGUAAAUUUUUCAAAGUAGAGGAAACAUAAAAAAAUAGCAUCUAAAACAUAUUUUAGAGGAAUUCAAUAACAAACUCACCUCAAGGAACACAAUCCAAAUAACAAAGUUACUCUUAAAUACAUAAAAUACCACAAUAAAAAGGCAGCUUAUUAUUAGAUUAGUAAUCCCAAUUAUUUUAGAAAGAAUAAAAUAAUCAAAUUGUUAAUCAAGAUUUGAUGAAAUCAAAUUCAUUUUCAAGGAGAUCAACUAUUCAAUUAAAAAAAGAAAAAGAAAAGAAAUAGUAAUUGGAAGCUCCUGCUAAACUGUAAAAGUAAUACUAAACAUACUUUUAGCUAAACAAUAUCCCUUAUAUGUCAGAAUUAGGCUUAGAGCAUCAAAAUCAGUUAAAGUAUUAUGCAAAUAUUUUAGAAGAUUAUUGUCCUAACCCUUUCGAAAAAAUAAGUGAUUUAAAUGAUAUUAUAAAUUAUUAUGAAGAAUAAAACAAUCCAGAAAUCAUUAAAAAUUAAAUUUAUAGCAAAGUUAAAAAACCUACAAAACCAAGAUUUGAAUUAAAAAAGUAUGAUGAAAUAGAAUUUCUGCAGAAGAAAGUUAACUUUUAAUAUCGUGAGCGUAAUAAAACUGACUAGCUGAAUAUCGUAGAUUAAAAUCAAAAUCAAAUACUUUCUCAUAAUUUGGAUAAAAGAAUAAAAUCAUUCAGCACAAAAUUUAUCAACAGACCUUAAACUGCCUUUUACAAGGAACGGAAAGAAAACCUAACCAAAGAAAAUAAGCAAGAAUUCGAAAAAGUUAGCGAUUUAUCUAAAAAUUUAUCUAAAAUAAAAACUUCAGAUAACAAAACAGCUAAAACAUAAAUCAGAAGAAUGUAGAAGUUUAGUAAUAAGUAGUUUUUGUAUACACCAUAAGAACAUAAACAGAUCUAGUAUAUUUUUCCUCCUUAUCCUCUUAAGUAAAAAGAAGAAAACAAUAAAACCACAAGUAUGAUAUUCAGAAGUGCAAAAUAAAUAAAAUUAAACUCAAGUCAAAGAAUACAUAGUGCCUUAGCAUAAGUAAAAAAAAGCAAUGAUGUGGUGUGA